This is a messenger RNA of Colossoma macropomum (tambaqui), 1417 nucleotides long. RefSeq names its product endoplasmic reticulum protein SC65-like. Lineage: Eukaryota; Metazoa; Chordata; Actinopteri; Characiformes; Serrasalmidae. Gene Ontology annotation, molecular function: collagen binding; protein binding. Gene Ontology annotation, biological process: collagen fibril organization; peptidyl-lysine hydroxylation. The record is from RefSeq and is a predicted model, not a curated record. The transcript is spliced from 7 exons. Bases 30 to 1328 code for a protein of 432 amino acids. Gene Ontology annotation, cellular component: endoplasmic reticulum.
CCUGUGGAGGUGUAGAGGCUGAGGUGAACAUGGCUGGAGUUCCGUGGUGGUCUCGGUGGUCCUGUUGGGCGGCAGCGGUGCUCCUGCUGCUCCUCGUCCGGGCCCGGGCUCAGUAUGAAGGCUACAGCUUCAGCAGCUUCCCGGAGAGCGACCUGAUGCCGCUGGACACCGCGUACGGCUCCGCGCUGGAGUUCUUCGGCUCCGCGCGGUGGAAGGAGACCGUGCGGCUGCUGGAGCUCAGUUUGAGGAUCCACCGCCUGCUUAGGGAGAGCGAGGCCGUCUGCGCCCGCAACUGCAGCCUGGAGGCCCGCGGGGAGGAGAGCCUGGAGAGCCGGGAGCCCGGGCUGAGAGUGAUGGAGAGCUUCCUGCGGAGAGCGGCGUGUCUGAAGCGCUGCAAAGCCGCCUUGCCUGUGUUCUCCAAAGCCUUCCCCAGACAGGACACGCUGCUGGCGUUCCAGAGGAGAGAACCUUACCGGUACCUGCAGUACGCCUACUACCAGGUGAAUAACCUGGAGAAGGCCGCAUCAGCAGCACACACGUACCUACAGCGGAACCCGGGAGACCCACAGCUCUCCAAAAACCUCAACUACUAUAAGAGCCUGUUUGAUAUUGAGGAGUUCCUGAUAGACCAGGAGGAGAAACCAUACGAGUCUCUGUUUGUAAAGGCGGUGAAGCUGUAUAAUUCUGGGGACUUUAGCCGCUCGGUGGUGGAGAUGGAGCGAGCGUGUGAGGAGUAUAUGCAAGCGUAUGCAGUGUGUUUGGAGGUGUGUGAGGGGUCAUACGAGCUGCAGGACUUCAAAGACUUUUACAACACACUAGCAGGGUUCUAUGUAGAUGUUCUGAAGUGUAAGGUGAAGUGUGAGGAGAAUCUUAUGCCGAAUGUUGGUGGAUACUUUGUGGAGAAAUUUGUUGCCACCAUGUAUCACUACCUACAAUUCGCUUAUUAUAAACUGAAUGAUGUGCGUAACUCCGCCCCCUGCGCUCUGAGCUACAUGCUGUUCGACCCCUCUGACCCGGUGAUGAAGCAGAACGUGGAAUAUUACAGGUUCUACAGAGAACAGUGGGGACUGACGGAGGAGAACUUUAAACCACGACCUGAGGCUCUGCAGUAUCACAACCAGACCACUAAACAAAAACAGAUGCUGGAGUUCGCGCAGAACUAUCUACAGCCGGAUGAUGAAGACGUUGUUAGUCCAGAAGAAGCUGCAGUAGGUCCGUCCUCCCCUCCUGAUGUGGAGUUUGAGGGACUGGGGGAUUACGAGGAGUCGUUCUUGGCUGAGUGGUGGCAGGAACCCAAAACGAAAGGAGACACUGGAGAAGAAGAAUAACACACACACACACACACAUACACACACACUCACACUCUCUCACACACACACACUCUCACACACACACACACACACACACACACACACAC